AUGCUUAUAAUUAUGCCACGUAUCUGGUUGCCCGAUGGAUCGCAGGACUGUUUUGAGGCGCGCGCGCGCGCGGCCGCAGUACUCGGAGUCGGCCGCCUGCCCUCGCAGGGGGCCCAGGAGCUGGAGCGAGGCGCCGAGAGAGGGGCGAAGCCGCCAGCGUGCUGGGGCCCGCCGAGGCCGGCGGUGCUGACGGGCUCUGCGCGGUGCGCGCCCGCGUUCUCGCAGGCUGCCCGUGCAGAGGGGAACAUGGGGCCUCGACGGCCGCAGGGGCUGGUCGCCGACGCCGCCGAGCAAGGGUGGCAGGGACACCGCGCUGCGGCGAGGCCGACCACCGAGGAGGAGGGGGAGCACGGGCCAACCGGCCCUGAUAGGGGGGGAAGGGCAAAGUUCCGAUGA
Messenger RNA from Prorocentrum cordatum, 396 nucleotides. The record is from the annotation of a GenBank genome assembly. Lineage: Eukaryota; Dinophyceae; Prorocentrales; Prorocentraceae.